CUUGCUGGAAGCACCGCUGCCUAGUCUGUACCAUGGCUCCCAAUGUAGCGCUCGCAGACUCCAUGCACAACUACCAGCCCAAGCCUGGCAAGAGGAAUCAGGAGGCCAGUGAGCUAAGAAAGACUUUAAAGCCCCUGAUGGAAAAACGAAGGAGGGCAAGAAUCAACGAGAGUCUGAACCAACUGAAAACCCUCAUCCUGCCUCUCAUUGGGAAAGAUAAUUCCCGGUACUCCAAGCUGGAAAAAGCUGAUAUUUUGGAAAUGACAGUGAGAUUCCUAAGAGACAUCCCUCCGGUCCAGGCACAAAAUCAAGCAGAUCGCUACAAGGAAGGCUACAGAGCAUGUGUAGAGCGUCUGAGCGCAAUCCUUGGUAAAUCUCAUGUGCUGACCGGAGAGGCGAGUAACCGCCUUCUAGAAUACCUGCAGAGGAGCCCUGAGCUGUGCAGUUCAGAUUGUAAUCAUCCUCCCAAGCCCCAACGUCCUAGGAUUGUGCUCCAAGUGAGUCCCAGAACAUCUCAGUUUGGAUCUCCUCUCCAGAACCAACCCUCCAGCCACAGACCUGCCCCAUGUCCCCCGCAGCUCAACAGCUCCAUCUGGAGGCCGUGGUGAAUGUCAGCUUGGACUUUGUACUCUCACAAAGACUGUGACAAUGCUACAGCUCGUGGGCAUUAUUACCCCGUUAUAAAACACCCCAGUGAUAUGUGUAUUUAUUUAUUGUAAAUAUGUCCCCUCACAUGAAAUCCUGACUUACUAAAGGCAAUAUAUUUUGGACAAAUAGUCCUGAAUACAAAGGGCACGAGAGUGACCCACAUUGUGAACCCAAAGGGUUUAAUCUAGUAUGCGAUUUGCAUUAUUUUACAUUAACCCAUGGACUGCCAGAGAUGGCCAAUGCUACAGUCUCUGCCAUGUAUUGACUUUUCUGGCAGUCCAGGGGUUUAAUGACACAGGGCUAUGUGCAACAAUAAUGCCUGGACAUGAACACUGUUGCCAGCACUUUUUUUAUUGACUUGUUUGUAAUGAAAAAUUAUAUUUUUAAAAUAAAAUCCUAAAAUGUG
This is a messenger RNA of Xenopus laevis (African clawed frog), 1054 nucleotides long. RefSeq names its product hes family bHLH transcription factor 2 L homeolog (gene hes2.L). The record is from RefSeq and is marked provisional. Gene Ontology annotation, biological process: negative regulation of transcription by RNA polymerase II. Gene Ontology annotation, cellular component: nucleus. Gene Ontology annotation, molecular function: protein dimerization activity. Lineage: Eukaryota; Metazoa; Chordata; Amphibia; Anura; Pipidae.